Messenger RNA from Penaeus vannamei (Pacific white shrimp), 2606 nucleotides. RefSeq names its product AP-3 complex subunit carmine (gene cm). The record is from RefSeq and is a predicted model, not a curated record. Gene Ontology annotation, cellular component: cytoplasmic vesicle; clathrin adaptor complex. NCBI's taxonomy places the organism in Eukaryota, Metazoa, Arthropoda, Malacostraca, Decapoda, Penaeidae. Gene Ontology annotation, biological process: endocytosis; intracellular protein transport.
GCACGGAUUCGGACGCAUGUAAACACACCUUCACAUGACGGCUGAGGCUGAGGUCUCGACUUUGACAGAUGCGUUGAAUUUCCUCUUAUUUCUUCCCUUCUGCACAGGCCUUUACCAUGAUACACAGUCUGUUCAUCGUGAAUUCCUCUGGGGAUGUUUUUAUGGAAAAACAUUGGAAAAGUGUUAUACCAAGAUCUAUAUGCGAUUACUUCUUUGAUGCCCAGAGGAAAGCCAACAACAAUGAGGACAUUCCACCAGUCAUUACCACUCCACAUCAUUACCUCAUCAGUGUGUUGCGCAGCAAUCUUUUCUUCAUUGCAGUUUGUAUGACAGAAGUUCCUCCUUUGUUUGUGAUUGAGUUCCUUCACCGUGUGGUUGAUACUUUUGAAGAUUAUUUUGGAGAAUGUACAGAGUCCAUUAUCAAGGAACAUUAUGUGGUAGUCUAUGAGCUCCUAGAUGAGAUGCUGGAUAAUGGAUUCCCUCUUGCAACAGAAAGCAACAUCUUAAAAGAGCUUAUCAAACCCCCCAACAUUCUACGCACCAUUGCUAAUACAGUAACUGGAAAAUCAAAUGUAAGUGCAACUUUACCAACUGGGCAGCUGAGCAAUGUCCCAUGGCGACGGUCAGGAGUCAAAUAUACAAAUAAUGAAGCCUACUUCGAUGUGACUGAAGAAGUGGAUGCCAUCAUAGACAAGUCUGGGGCUACAGUCACUGCUGAAAUCCAAGGCCAUAUUGACUGCUGCGUCAAAUUGUCAGGGAUGCCAGAUCUUACUCUGUCAUUUGUAAACCCACGCCUCUUUGAUGAUGUGUCGUUUCAUCCAUGUGUCAGGCUUAAGCGUUGGGAGUCUGAGCGAGUGCUGUCAUUUAUUCCUCCUGAUGGGAACUCUAGACUCCUGUCAUACCACAUUGGUUCACAGUCGGUAGUAGCCAUUCCAGUAUACAUUCGGCACAAUAUUUCCUUCCGUGAUGUAGGUGGAGGAAGAUUGGAUGUCACUGUAGGACCCAAACAAACGAUGGGGCGAACAGUUGAAGGGGUAACCCUUGAAGUUCCAAUGCCAAAGUGUGUUCUGAACUGCAACCUGGUUGUGACUCAGGGAAAGUACUCAUUCGACCCUGUGUCCAAGGUGCUGCGGUGGGACUUGGGCCGCAUUGAUCCCACAAAACUGCCUAAUAUAAGGGGGAAUAUCAGCAUACAGAGUGGGUCCCCUCCACCAGAGAGUAAUCCUACCAUAAAUGUGCAAUUCACAAUCACUCAACUGGCUGUCUCUGGUCUGAAGGUCAACCGUCUUGACAUUUAUGGAGAAAAGUACAAGCCAUUCAAAGGUGUUAAAUACAUAACCAGGGCUGGCCGCUUCCAGGUUCGCACAUAAGGGAAAGUUAGAGGGAAUGUAUAUGGAUGCUGUUAAAAUUUCAUUUCUUUAGACUGAUUUUUCUGUAAUAAUUACAUAGAGUUGUAGUUGUUGCAGCUUGUGUUUUUGCAGUUUAUUUGCAAUGAUUAAGUUUGAUAGUUGUUAAAUGUUAUGAGAUAUUUUUUUCUGGUAUAAUACUUUAGUAUUUUUAUUGUGCUUGAUCAAAGGAAAGUAAUUUUUCAUGCUUUCUACUGGUUCUGUUGAACAUUGCAGUAAAGGUAUUCUUGAUAUGGUAGGCUGUGUUCUUAGGUGUCAUAAUUAGUUUUUGUUUUACAUUUUGAGUAUUAAUUAGGCAGUGAAUUAAUAAAGAAAUUGAAGAUUAUAGUAAGCUUAUCCAUGUAAUUUAUAUACAAAGAAGGACCAAGGAACCUGUUUGAUGAGUAGAGGAAUAUGUAAUGUACAAGACUGUAUGUUGCUUUGUCAGAGGUAACCCUAAAAUGAAAGAAAAAAAGACAACUAGUAUAUACUUGAUAUAAUUAACAUGGCAUACAUUGUAAAGAUAAAUGUAGCUGUUAAUCAAUUCUUUAUAUAUAUUUCUUUGAAUGAUUUUUUUUCUCUCAUAGUCUAUUGUUGAUUUUAUGUUAGUAUUUUUAAAGAAUAUUUAUGCAACUAGAAAAAAAAAAUCAAACAAGAUUACACUAAGUUUUAAACAUUAUUCUGAAUUUGUUACAUUUGAACAGCACUCCUUGGAAUCGAGAUGCAGCUUCACAUUUCAUUUUCAUAAUGUUUAUAUAAUAAUACGAGAUGGAACACGACUGCACAGGUCAUUGCAUCAAGUUUUCUGCAAGAUCUUCGCUUUAAAAAUUUAUGAAUGAAUGAUGAAAUGGAUACCAGUGAUAAACAAUUUGAUAAAGCAUGUGUAAAUUAUUUUGCAGAAUACAUUGUCCACAUUUUCCGAAACUUUGCAGAAGUAGGAUGGUGUUGAAGGAGUGCUGUUUUUUAUCAUUAAUCAUAAAGCAUUUUUUAUUUUCUUUCAUAGAAUUACAGGUAAAUUCAUUCCAGGUUUUCCUUUUAGUGUUACUGAGAAUCUCCUAAUUUUUUUCUUGAGUGUGUCUUCUCUCAUUGUAUUUUGAUUGUUAAAUAAAAGUUAUUGUAACUGCUUGAUUCUUUUUGACUGGUAUACUCAAACCCUGAAUGUAAUCAGUUAUUUGAUGAAGAUUGUAGAUAAUAUAAUCUAAAUUGAUCUUGCAAAGGAGA